This is a messenger RNA of Funneliformis geosporum, 375 nucleotides long. The record is from the annotation of a GenBank genome assembly. Lineage: Eukaryota; Fungi; Glomeromycota; Glomeromycetes; Glomerales; Glomeraceae.
AUGUAUCAUCCACCAGCACUUGAAAAUGAUGGGGCUAAACUCAACUUAAUGAAUGAUGGAGAGAAAUACUUCCCUCAUAAUGAUCAAGACCUUCAUGAGAUGCUCUGCAUAUUUGUAUCAAAAAACAAGAAGUUUACCAUAUUCAUAGAAAUGCUUUCAAAAGUUUUUUCAGAUUGGUCUUUCCCAAAAUAUAAAGAUCUGGAAAAUGAUUCUUCCUGGGCAAUACUUAAACAUCUUAUAGCUGAACUAAAUUCCGUCUUAAAUGAGGCAUCGAAAUCGGAGCCAGUUGAUUUCGCAAUAGAUUUACUCCAAUCCGAAAAAACUGUUGGUGUGACAGAGUUAAAGGACAAAGAUUUUUAUAAGGGCAUUGCUUAG